AUGCAGCUGACUGUGAAGGCGCUCCAGGGCCGCGAGUGCAACCUGCAGGUGCCGGAGGACGAGCAGGUGUCCACGCUUAAGCAGCUGGUCUCCGAGAAGCUGAACGUCCCCGUGCGCCAGCAAAGGCUGCUGUUCAAGGGCAAGGCCCUGGCAGAUGGGAAACGACUGUCGGAUUACAGCAUCGGACCCAAUUCCAAGCUGAACCUAGUGGUCAAACCUCUGGAGAAGGUGUUACUGGCGGAGGGCACUGCCCGGAGACUGGCCGACUCACCACCCCCGCCCGUCUGGCAUCUGAUCUCCAAAGUCCUGGCCCGCCACUUCAGCGCAGCCGAUGCCAGCAGGGUCCUGGAACAACUACAGAGGGAUUAUGAGAGGUCCCUGAGCCGCUUGACCCUGGAUGACAUCGAGCGCUUGGCCAGCCGCUUCCUGCACCCUGAAGGGACUGAGGCUAUGGAGAAGGGCCUUUCCAAAUAG
Molecule: messenger RNA, 474 nt
Organism: Oryctolagus cuniculus (rabbit)
Lineage: Eukaryota; Metazoa; Chordata; Mammalia; Lagomorpha; Leporidae
Gene: UBL4A
Product: ubiquitin like 4A
Biological process (GO): post-translational protein targeting to endoplasmic reticulum membrane; tail-anchored membrane protein insertion into ER membrane
Cellular component (GO): BAT3 complex
Molecular function (GO): protein-folding chaperone binding
Source: RefSeq, marked inferred